Molecule: messenger RNA, 2145 nt
Organism: Carassius gibelio (silver crucian carp)
Lineage: Eukaryota; Metazoa; Chordata; Actinopteri; Cypriniformes; Cyprinidae
Product: NACHT, LRR and PYD domains-containing protein 1 homolog
Exons: 5
Coding region: 295-2145 (616 amino acids)
Cellular component (GO): cytoplasm
Source: RefSeq, a predicted model, not a curated record
CUUACCUCCGUGGCCUGACUGAACUAACGCUGCGCUCGAUUUGUGUGGAUUCCUAUUGGAAGUUUCACUUAGCAAUGGUAAAUGUGACUGCACUUUUACUCUGAACAGAAUGCUCGCAUUGUUAUUCUUUGAGCUCCCCUUGAGUUUUUUUGUUGAAAGAUUAUAAGUUAUCUAUCAGAGUAACAAGCAUAGGGCAAAUUGUUUAUGCUAAAUCAACCUCGAAUCAAAAUGUUUUUGCCCUAAUUCCAACUGACAUGAGCUCUAACCAUUUUUUUUCAAUCAGGGCCAGACACAAUGAUGAAACCUCAGUCCUAUUAUCCUUGGCACAGUUGCCCACCAUAUGGAGAGCAUGACUGGAUCGAACCACUCGCUGCAACACAUGGGCCAGGCACAGUGAUGAAAUCUCAGUCAUAUUAUCCUUGGCACAGUUUCCCUCCAUAUGGAGACCAUGAUCCUACUGAACUACUCCCUAUAACCCACAUAUGUCAGUAUAAGGAGUCAAUCAAACGGAAAUAUGAACAUAGGAAUGAGAGCAGUUUCUCUAGUGAAAGAGUCUCACUGGCUGCCCUCUACACUGAACCUGUGAUUAUUCAGAAAAAUAAAAAAGGCCGUUUUCAGAAUAUCAAUGUGGAGGAGUUGUUUAAUAAAUCAGACAUGCAUAUGUAUUAUCCAGCAUCUGUCAUUCUUCAAGGAAAUUCUGGUAGUGGAAAAUCUUUCAUCUCUCAAAAGAUUAUAUUGGACUGGGCAUCUGGAAGUCCUUACCUCAGACACUUUAAUCUAGUUUUCUACCUGAGGUGUGAAGAGCUGAAGUGUAUUUCUGCGGAGAUGAACUUGAUUGAGCUCUUGAGCUGGAAUUGUGGUUUAUCGUCAGAUCAGAUCUCAAAGAUGUUACAGAACUCAUCACAGAGAGUGCUCUUCAUCAUUGACGGAUUUGAUGAUCUUAGAUUCAUGCAUUGUGAACUCUGCAUUUCAUCCAAAUUACAGAAAGCCCCACCUGAGGUCAUAGUUUAUUCCAUUCUUAGUAAACGAAUCCUGCCCAGAUGUGUCCGGCUGAUCACUUCUAGAACUGAGGUCCCACAGGGAAUGUUGCUUAAAGGACAUCAGCGUUUCACAGAGAUUAUGGGUUUCUCUGAGAAGGGGGUGAAGGAGUACUUCCAGAAGUUCUUCCAGAAUGAGGAGCUCUUCAGGAAAGCCUAUGAAUGUGUGAGAGUAAAUGAAACUCUCUUCACUGCCUGCUCCAUCCCUGUCAUCUGCUGGAUCAUCUGCACGGUUAUGAGAGAGAGGUUCAGUGAUGGUGCAGAUGUGACGAGUGGACUGGAAACCACCACCUCUAUCUAUCUUGACUUUGUGUCCACUCUACUGGAGCGUAACUGCCAUGGUUUGAGUCAGUCUGUCCCGAGUCUGCUGAGGAGUCUGGGUCAGCUGGCAGAGAGAGGGAUGCUGGAACAACAAGUCUUGUUUGACGAAAAAACUGUUUAUGACACAAUUUCAGACACUGCUGACAAACCAUUCCUGCUCAAGUUCCUCUUAAGGAGAAAAAUCCACCAGGAGACAAUGUUCGGUUUCAUGCAUUUCAGCUUUCAGGAGUUCUUCACUGCUCUCUACUAUGUCCUUCUGGAUGAAGCAGAGUCCAAAGUGAAAGUGAGAGAGCUGCUUCACACUGUAGAGAGAGCAUGGGCUUUGUCCUGUUGGUCUGAUAGAGACUUUUCAAAGGCAGAUGUAGAAGUAAGACAUGCAAAUCUGCUGCAGCCUGUGAUUCUGUUCCUCUGUGGUCUCUGUAAGAAAGAAUGGACCUCCUCAUUCUUUGAAAAGCAUAACAUGACCGUCUCUGUCAACAUAGAAAUCCAGCUUAAGGAAUGGAUCCAUCAGUGUUCACAGAUAUAUCAUAAUGAACACAUGCUGUUCAUUCUCCAUUGUCUCUAUGAGCUCCAUGAGAAGAGCUUCGUUGGGAAAGUUUUGGAACAUUUGGUUUUGAUAGAUCGGUUUAAUAUGCCUCUGAAAAGUAUAGACGGUUGGGUGUUGAAAUAUGGUUUAAAGUGCUGUGAACACAUCAGAACCCUGAAAGUUGAGAGUUCAGAUUCACAAUCAAAACAAGUGAGUAGCAACUAUCCACACAUUAGGCUUGAAAAAAUAAUACUUGUAUAA